AUGUUUAUUUGUAUUACAGAUUGUAGCCGAACCAAAGUAAAAAUGAAUGAGAGUUCUUCUCUAAACGAUUCUAAGGAUUCAGAAAAGUCGCUGUGCGAACUGUCAAGUCAUGAUUUUGCCCAAAUCAAAGAGACAAUUACGUUUGUGGACAAGACCCUGUUUAUCAAAUGUUUCUUAAGUGAUACUUGUAAAAUAGUAUUACUAACAGCGCCUAGAGCUUUUGGAAAAACUACCCUCAUGAAUAUGUUGAAGCAGUUCCUACUAGGAAAAACCGAUUUAUUUAAGAACCUAAAGAUUUUUACCGAGGAAAAACGAUUUUUUUCAAAGCACUGCAAAUCUCAUCCUGUGAUACAUAUUGAUCUCGGGAGUGUUUGUGGUAGCAGUUUUGCUGGAGUUAAGAGCAGUAUGGCAUCGGCUAUAAAUUGUGCAUUCCAAGAACACCGAUACCUGGUGAAGAAGACUGAGGAUGGUACAUUAAUCUGGGCAAGUGAGAAGUUAAGCAUUUCUAGCAUAAAUAUAAAAACGUUUGAAAAAUAUUACUAUUAUGAAAAGUGCCUCAUGUUAAGUGAAGUUCAUUUGGAAACUAGCUUAAAAUUUUUAUCGAAAGUUUUACAUACACAUUAUGAGGAAAAGGUUUUCCUACUCAUCGAUGAAUACGAUGCUCCUGCGAUGGGUCUAGUAUUUGAGAUUUGUUCGAAUAAGGAUGACAUUAAAUUAAUUGAUGAUUGUCUAAAACGUUUCAUGGCUAACACGCUGAAAUUCAAUGACUCCAUAGAACGCUCAUUAAUAUUUGCUUGUGUUCGGUUGGCCAGAGCUUACUCAGGGGAUGCAGGAAGAGUUAUAGAACAUUAUCCAUUCCUAAGUGAUGUUCGAUACGCACCGUACUUAGGAUUUACGGAUGACGAGGUAAAGCAGCUACUUGAGCUUCCAGAAAUUAAAGCUGCUUGUGGGAAAGUAACAUUCAAAAUAAUUACGAAAUGGUAUGAGGGAUGUAUGGUGUCUAAUAGCCCAUUGAAAAUAUUCAGUAACUGGUCAGUCUUAAACCUUUUGGAAAUGGUUUUUUCAACCGGUACGCUCAAAUAUUCAUCUUUCUGGAUUAAUACAAGUCAUAUAAUAAACCUGAAGGAACUGUUUGCAGAACCUUUAAUUCGACAGAACAUUGAGGAACUUAUUUUUGGUGGUGAAAUAAAAAUAACAACAGUUACAUCAGUGGAUGUCCAGCAUCUUUAGCGUUUACAGCAACUGACUUCUUUAGAGUUUGAUGAAAUAUCGAAGGAAAUUGUGGACUUAUUUUUGCAAUUCUUGGCUGAUUGUGGUUACUUUAAUAUAUUGUCAAUUGAUAAGAAAAAAGAUGAAAUUGAAACAAACACCGAAGAUAAACAUAUAGAAGAAGACGCUGAUUUUGAAAAGAACUCGACAUAUUGUAUUUUAAAAAUACCUAAUUUUGAAAUUAAGCAAUAUAUCCGCAACGUUUGCUAUAGUGAAGCACUGACAAUAGUAUGUAACUUCAACUUGAAAGCUACAUCCAUUACAAAUUGUUUAAGUGAUCUUGCAAACGCCGUGUUAGUAUUAGUUUCUGAACCACAGAGGAUCAUAAACGAAAAAGAACUUCAUCACAUCUUGUAUACUCUGGCAUAUAACUCCAGAUACUUCGUAACACACAGUGAGGUCCAGGUCAAGAAAAAAGAAAGGGACCAGGGAUAG
This is a messenger RNA of Tribolium madens (black flour beetle), 1704 nucleotides long. RefSeq lists its product as uncharacterized. The transcript is spliced from 2 exons. Lineage: Eukaryota; Metazoa; Arthropoda; Insecta; Coleoptera; Tenebrionidae. The record is from RefSeq and is a predicted model, not a curated record.